Pistacia vera is the source of this 1844-nucleotide messenger RNA. RefSeq names its product general transcription factor IIE subunit 1. Bases 120 to 1544 code for a protein of 474 amino acids. The transcript has 10 exons. Gene Ontology annotation, cellular component: transcription factor TFIIE complex. The record is from RefSeq and is a predicted model, not a curated record. Gene Ontology annotation, biological process: transcription open complex formation at RNA polymerase II promoter; transcription initiation at RNA polymerase II promoter. NCBI's taxonomy places the organism in Eukaryota, Viridiplantae, Streptophyta, Magnoliopsida, Sapindales, Anacardiaceae.
UGUCCAGGUCUUUUCUCAAAACGAAAUCUUACGACCGAUCCCAAAUCAAAACUUAAAAAGAGAAUUUACCGUAAACCCUUAAAAUCUCUGGACAUUCGAUUAAAUUUCAGUCAACAACAAUGAGCGUCGAACCUUUUAACAAAUUGGUGAAGCUCGCGGCCCGGGCAUUUUAUGAUGAUAUAACGACAAAAGGCGAUAAUCAACCCAAAACUGGUCGGAGUGAUAACAGAGGGAUUGCCGUUGUGGUGCUCGAUGCGCUAACGAGACGGCAAUGGGUAAGAGAAGAAGAUUUGGCGAAAGAUUUGAAACUGCACUCCAAGCAACUUCGCCGAACAUUGCGAUUUUUUGAGGAAGAAAAACUAGUCACCCGUGAUCAUAGGAAAGAGACAGCUAAGGGUGCAAAGAUAUAUAGUGCUGCCGUUGCAGCCACAGCUGAUGGUCAACCAUUUGGAAAAGAGGGAGAAGAAAAGAUUAAGCUGCACACUCACUCAUACUGUUGUCUAGAUUAUGCACAGAUCUAUGAUGUUAUCAGGUACAGAAUCCACCGAAUGAAGAAAAAAUUGAAGGAUGAAUUGGAUAACAGGAACACAAUUCAGGAAUAUAUAUGCCCUAAAUGUGAUAAAAGAUAUAAUGCUUUGGAUGCUUUGCGAUUGGUUUCUGAGGAAGAUGGUAAUUUUCGCUGUGAAAGUUGCAAUGGAGAACUCCGGGCAGAGAGUGACAAGUUUGCAGCUCAAGAAGGAGGAGAUGGAGAUGACAAUGCAAGGAAGCGGCGGCGUGAAAAAUUGAAGAGCAUGCUUCAAAAUAUGGAGACUCAGCUUAAGCCAUUGAUGAGUCAGCUCGACAGAGUGAAAGAUUUGGCUGUGCCUGAAUUUGGAACUCUCCAAGCAUGGGAAGCUCGAGCAAGUGCUGCUGGGCGUGCAGUUAAUGGUGAUUCUAGUUCCAAUGAUCCAUCAAAAUCUUCUCAGGUUGGGUAUGGUGGAACACCAAUGCCAUUUCUUGGGGACACAAAGGUUGAAGUUGCCUUUGCUGGUGCUGAGGGCAAGGAAGUGGAUGUCAAAUCUGAUGCUGCAACAUCUCUGAAAGUGUUGCCACCUUGGAUGAUCAAACAAGGAAUGAACCUUACAAAGGAACAACGCGGAGAGGUUGAGCAGGAAUCAAAGAUGGAUGGAAGUUCAGCUACUGGAGGAUUGUCAGAUGACAAGAAGUCCACUGUUGAAGAUGAUAAAAAGAGUUUACAGGAUGAGUAUGUUAAAGCUUAUUAUGCUGCUUUAUUUAAGAAACAACAAGAGCUACAAGAAGCUGCAAAGACGCAACAGGAAACUUCAAAAACACCACCCAUCUCUGAUGAUGGGCUUUCUGGAAAUUAUGCUAAUCGUCAAGUGGGCAUGAAGGCUAAACGUGAAGAGGAUGAGGGAGAUGAUGAUGUUGAUUGGGAAGAGGCUCCAGUUUCAGGCAAUACAAAUGAAUUUAAGGUCAAUGACUUGAAUGUGGAAGCCGAGGCUUCUGGAGAGGAGGAAGAUGAUAUUGAUUGGGAGGAAGGUUGAAGGAAGAAGAAAAUACUUUCUUGGUAAAUUGAAUUUCUGCUUCAUUAGUCUGUAAUAUAUAAUAUCUUUGAGCCAAGGUGGGCGCUUUUCGCACAAAGUUUUCUUCAAGUCACCAUUGCUAGUCAUCUGUACCAUUUGAAGAACUAACUCAAACUUUUUAGAUGUGGGAAAGCAACAAUUGGAUGGGUACACUGGACACAUUUUGUAAAGGACUUUUUUUUUUUUUUUCCAAUGUAUUUGCUGACAAGAUACUCUAAAACUUCAAUAAAUGGUAUAAUUACCACUAACUUGGGCAUUUUU